This is a messenger RNA of Jaculus jaculus (lesser Egyptian jerboa), 2208 nucleotides long. RefSeq names its product transforming growth factor beta regulator 4 (gene Fastkd4). Bases 138 to 2033 code for a protein of 631 amino acids. Gene Ontology annotation, biological process: regulation of mitochondrial mRNA stability; mitochondrial RNA processing. Gene Ontology annotation, cellular component: mitochondrial matrix; ribonucleoprotein granule. Lineage: Eukaryota; Metazoa; Chordata; Mammalia; Rodentia; Dipodidae. The record is from RefSeq and is a predicted model, not a curated record. Gene Ontology annotation, molecular function: RNA binding. The transcript is spliced from 11 exons.
GUGACGUCCUGAGCGCGCCGCGUGGGCUCGGACGGUGCGUGCGGUGGAGGGAGGUCAGCGGGGUGGUGACCACCCAGGGCUUUAGAAUCACUGGCUAGGGGUCUUAUCUCCCUGCCUGCCCACCCACGCAGACCAUCAUGGCAGCACGCCUGGUGAAGCAUUGCAUGUGCCUCUUGAGAGAAACUACCCGCCUGGUCCCUACCAUGGCUCCACUUUGCCAACUGAGACUUGCUGGGGCGACUCAUAAGACUUUGACCUCUUCAGUCACAUCACCCAGUUCCCCCUCCCCGGCUUCCUUGACAGAGCUGGUGGGAAAGGAGCAAGUGUUUACUCCCUACCCAGAGCACCAAGAGGCGGACUACCUCAUCGAGAAAGCCACCAGGCCAGAGCAGCUCCUGGAGCUACUUGGUGCUGACCACAGCCUGCACCACAACCAGGCGGCCCACAUACUCAUCCGGCUCCCUCGCCUGCUGUCUGAGAAGCCAAAGGAAAAGGCCUUGCUUUUGCAGGAUGCUCGCUUUCAGCGACUUGUCCACCUGGUCAACAGUCAGAUCACCUCAGCCUGGCAUGGAACCCUUGUGAAGCUGCUGCGAAGCCUGUACACACUGGGGCUCCCUGCCACCUCCAAGGAGCUGCAGUCGGUGGAGCAAGAAGUGCACUGGCGCCUGCGAAGGCUCAAGUACAAGCACCUGGUCUUCCUGGUCGAGUCCUGCGCCUCCUACAUGAAGGAACAGCACUCCCAGGAGCUGCUGGCUGAGUUGCUGGUGCACCUGGAGAGACGCUGGACAGAGAUUGAUGACAGCCGCACAGUGGUGACCUUGAUGGUGAAGGCAGGGCACCUCUCAGAGUCACUGAUGAACCGCCUGGAAGACAAGUGCCUGGAGCUGGUGGAACAAUUUGGCCCCGAUGAGCUGCGGAAGGUGCUAGUGACUCUGGCAGCUCAGAACCGGCGAUCUGUGCCCCUGCUGCGGGCUGUCUCCUAUCACCUAGUACAGAAGCCCUUCCCACUGACAAAAGGCAUGCUCCUGGACCUGGCCUACGCCUACGGAAAACUCAACUUUCACCAAACCCAAGUGUCCCAGCGCCUGGCUGCUGACCUGCUGUCCAUCAUGCCCAGCCUGACACCUGGUGAGGUGGCUCGCUGUGCCAAGUCCUUUGCUCUCCUAAAAUGGCUCAACCUGCCCUUGUUUGAAGCCUUUACCCAGCACCUCCUGAACAGAGCCCAGGACCUCUCCCUGACCCAUCUGUGCAACAUGCUUCUGGCUUUUGCCCGUCUGAACUUUCGCCCAGAGCAAGAGGAGCAGUUUUUCAGCUUGGUGCAUGAGAGGCUGGAAUCCACCUUGGGUAGCUUGGAGCCAGUCCUGCAGGUGGACCUGGUGUGGGCACUCUGUGUGCUACAGCAGGUUCGGGAUGUCGAGCUGCAAGCAGUUCUUGAUGCUGGUUUUCACACACAGUUUCUAGGAGGCAAAUCUCCAAAGGACCAGAGUACCUUGCAGAAGUUGGUUCACAUCAACACUACUGCCAGGCUGGAGCACCCUGAAUACAAGGGCCCUCUCCUGCCAGCCUCAGCUGUAGCCCCUAUUCCCUCGGCUCCUGACAAAAUGACCCCUCUGCAAAAGGAGCUACAGGAUGCACUGAAGGCACUGCUGGGAAGCGCUGACCGGGGCAGCCUGGAGGUGGCCACCCAGUAUGGCUGGGUACUGGAUGCAGAGGUGCUUCUGGAUGCUGAUGGCCAAUUUCUGCCCCUGAGGGACUUUGUCGCACCUCACCUUGUCCAGCCGUCUGGAAGUCAGCCACUGCCCCCGGGCGCUAAGAGGCUCGCUUUCCUGCGCUGGGAGUUCCCCAACUUCAGCAGCCGAAGCAAGGACUUACUGGGCCGCUUCGUCCUGGCCCGGCGCCACGUGCUGGCCGCAGGCUUCCUGGUGGUAGAUGUCCCAUAUUACGAGUGGCUGGAUCUCAAGUCUGAAUGGCAAAAAGGUGCCUACCUCAAAGACAAGAUGCGCAAAGCAGUGGCUGAGGAACUGGCCAAAUGACCUAUUCCGGCAGUGGAGAUUAACUGCUCAGAGGCCCAGAGUGAAGGCUGGGCAGGCCGAAGGUGCCACGCUAUGGGAGGGUAACUUCAGUGCAGUACCUUGCUGGAGUGGGUGUGGCUCGCAGCUCCAAGAGACAAGUGGCCCUCUCUUCGCUAAUAAAUAACUUUGGUCAGCA